This is a messenger RNA of Sphenostylis stenocarpa, 225 nucleotides long. Lineage: Eukaryota; Viridiplantae; Streptophyta; Magnoliopsida; Fabales; Fabaceae. The record is from the annotation of a GenBank genome assembly.
AUGAAGUCAAAGGCUAUUCUGGUGAAGUCAAAGCCUACUUUUCUAACAGAACUUUCUUCCCUCCAUGCGGCGGAGGUUGCCACGAAGUUGGCAAAUGAGAAGGAGCUGGUCGGGAUAAGGGUUGCAAUAAGUGGUGUAUCUUUAAACCAAGCAAAGUUUGACGUUGAGUAUGACACCGAUAAUAGUUCCCUUAUCCACAUUGAUGAUCUUCUGAAGGAUGCCUAG